Orycteropus afer afer is the source of this 4863-nucleotide messenger RNA. RefSeq names its product DLC1 Rho GTPase activating protein (gene DLC1). Gene Ontology annotation, molecular function: protein binding; lipid binding; GTPase activator activity. The record is from RefSeq and is a predicted model, not a curated record. Gene Ontology annotation, biological process: signal transduction; regulation of Rho protein signal transduction; actin cytoskeleton organization. Gene Ontology annotation, cellular component: membrane raft; focal adhesion. NCBI's taxonomy places the organism in Eukaryota, Metazoa, Chordata, Mammalia, Tubulidentata, Orycteropodidae.
UCAAGUUCCAUCUCAUGUCACCUCAUAUGGAAUGUAUCCCUCUGUCUGUUGUUAAACUACGAUGACAUGUCUGUAGCCAUAAGAAAGAGAAGCUGGGAAGAACAUGUGACCCAACGGAUGGGGCUGCCAUUUAAUUCUGAUGAUUAUAACACAGCAUGUCAUCAUGGACUAGCAGCUGACAGCUUGCAGGAAAGUAUGGAAAAAGAUGCAACUCUACAUGUGGACCGCAAAGAGAAGUGUGUGUCUUUACCAGACUGCUGUCAUGGGUCAGAGAUGAGAGAUUUUCCAGGGAGACCAAUGGGUCAUGUUUCAAAGGAGGUGGAUGAAAAUGACAGUCAUGAAGGUGAAGACCAGUUUCUCUCUCUGGAGGCCAGCACAGAAACAUUAGUGCAUGUUUCUGAUGAAGAUGCAGAUUCUGAUUUAUAUCUUACAGAUGAUAAACAGAUCCUAUCUACUCAAGAUCAUAAAACAUCUGACCAACAUAGUGUCAAAGGAGCAGGCUCCUUAGUUAAGACCUUGCCCAUCAUACAGAGUAACCAAGAUUCAUGUAGUUCCUGGAUAAUGGUAGGUGAACCCGAGUCAGUGCCAGGAGAAGAAGGAAGGGAGAGAAAAGUUGUUGACACAAUGAGGAAAAGCCUGGAGCUUUGUAAUGACAUAAGCUUAUGUGAAAUAAAAGAUGCACCCCAAGUAAACACAUGCAAUUCUUUGAAUGUGAAAGAGAUUGUGCCUGAGAAGCAAUUGCUUAAUUCUGCAGUAAUAGCUCAGCAACGAAGGAAGUCUGACUUUCCCAAAGAUGGACAUGAAAGAAACACCUGCAGCGUACACAACGAGUACUCUUCAGCUCCUUGCACAGACAGAGGACUGCCAUUAUCAAAAGCAGAUUCUGGAAGCUGCCUUCUACAGCCCUCUUCCUGCCCCAGUGGAAUGUCGGCUGAAAAUGGCCUGGAGGAGAGUGGUUUCUCAGAACAUCAAAACAAAAGUCUUCUAAAGGUCAACGCAGGAGAUGGCAUUCAGUGUUUACACUUAAAGGAGACUCUGGCCACCCAGGAACCUGCAGAUAAUCAAGUCAGACUUCGCAAAAGAAAGGAAGUAAGAGAUCGAGAUAGGGCGCGGCUGGACUCCAUGGUGCUGCUAAUUAUGAAACUGGACCAACUUGAUCAGGACAUUGAGAAUGCUCUCAGCACCAGCUCUUCUCCAUCCAGCACACCGACAAAUCCACGGCGGCACGUGCCUGAUCUGGAAUCAGGAUCUGAAAGUGGAGCAGAUACCAUUUCAGUAAACCAGGCACAAAUAAAUUUGUCUUCUAACACGGAGUCCACUGUCCUACCAUCUCCUACCCCAGCAGCCAAUUCUGGAACCAAACCCAAGGCUAUGGCUAUUUCAGGUAUUUCAGAGAAAGAGCAGGCUGAAAUUGAAGCCAAGGAAGCUUGUGAUUGGCUACGGGCAACAGGUUUUCCUCAGUAUGCACAGCUUUAUGAAGAUCUCCUGUUUCCCAUUGAUAUUACCUUGGUCAAGAGAGAGCAUGAUUUUUUGGACAGAGAUGCCAUUGAGGCUUUAUGCAGGCGUCUAAAUACUUUAAACAAAUGUGCCGUGAUGAAGCUAGAAAUUAGUCCUCAUCGGAAGAGAAGUGAGGAUUCUGAUGAGGACGAGCCUUGUGCAAUAAGUGGCAAAUGGACUUUCCAGAGGGACAGCAAAAGGUGGUCCCGGCUUGAAGAGUUUGAUGUCUUUUCUCCAAAGCAGGACCCAGUCCCAGGGUCCCCAAAUGAUUCCCACCUAAAGAACGCUGAGAGCCAUGAGAGCAUGCUGACAGAACUCAGCGAGCGCCAGGAGGUGUCUUCUGUCCGUAGCCUCAGCAGCACCAGCAGCCUCCUCACCCACGCCCCCCACAGUGCAGAUGUGGUGACACCCCGGACUAACUCCGUCAUUAGUGUCUGCUCCUCCAGCAACUUCGUUGGCAAUGAUGACUCCUUCUGCAGCCUGCCUUCUCCCAAGGAACUGUCCAGCUUUAGCUUCGGCAUGAAAGGCCACGAGAAAAGCACCAAGUCCAAGACACGCAGUCUGCUGAAAAGGAUGGAGAGCCUGAAGCUAAGGGGUUCCCACCACAGCAAGCACAAAGCACCUUCGAAGCUGGGGCUCAUCAUUAGUGGACCCAUUCUGCAAGAGGGUAUGGAUGAGGAGAAGCUGAAGCAGCUGAACUGUGUGGAGAUCUCCACCCUGAACGGCAACCACAUAAACGUCCCCCUGGUACGCAAGAGGAGCGUUUCCAACUCCACACAGACUAGCAGUAGCAGCAGCCAGUCGGAGACCAGCAGCGCUGUCAGCACCCCAAGCCCCGUCACCAGGACCCGGAGUCUCAGUGCCUGCAAUAAGCGUGUCGGGAUGUAUUUAGAGGGCUUUGAUCCUUUCAAUCAAUCCACGUUUAACAACAUCAUGGAACAGAACUUUAAAAACUAUGAGAGCUACCCAGAGGACACAGUGUUCUAUAUCCCAGAAGAUCACAAACCUGGCACUUUUCCCAAGGCCCUCUCCAAUGGCAGUUUCUCUCCCUCAGGGAACAGCACCUCUGUGAACUGGAGGACGGGCAGCUUCCAUGGCCCUGGUCAUAUCAGCCUCAGAAGGGAAAACAGCAGCGGCAGCCCCAAGGAACUGAAGAGACGCAAUUCCUCCAGCUCCAUGAGCAGCCGCCUGAGCAUCUAUGACAACAUGCCAGGCUCCAUCUUCUACUCCAGUUCAGGUGAUCUGGCUGACCUGGAGAAUGAGGACAUCUUCCCUGGGCUGGAUGACAUCCUCUACCAUGUGAAAGGUGUGCAGAAGAUGGUCAACCAGUGGUCCGAGAAGUUUUCAGAUGAGGGAGAUUCUGACUCUGCCCUAGACUCGGUCUCUCCUUGCCCAUCUUCUCCAAAACAGAUACAUCUGGAUGUGGACAAUGACCGCACCACACCCAGUGACUUGGACAGCACAGGCAACUCCCUGAAUGAACCCGAAGAGCCCUCCGAUAUCCCUGAAAGGAGAGACUCUGGGGUCGGGGCUUCCCUGACAAGGUCCAAUAGGCACAGACUGAGAUGGCACAGUUUCCAGAGCUCUCAUCGGCCAAGCUUAAAUUCUGUCUCACUGCAGAUUAACUGCCAGUCUGUGGCCCAGAUGAACCUACUGCAGAAAUACUCGCUUUUAAAGUUAACAGCCCUGCUGGAGAAGUACACACCUUCUAACAAGCAUGGUUUUAGCUGGGCUGUGCCCAAGUUCAUGAAAAGGAUCAAGGUUCCAGACUACAAGGACCGGAGUGUGUUUGGGGUCCCUCUGACAGUCAACGUGCAGCGCACAGGACAGCCCCUACCACAAAGCAUUCAGCAGGCCAUGCGCUACCUCCGCAACCAUUGUUUGGACCAGGUUGGGCUCUUCAGAAAAUCUGGGGUCAAAUCCCGGAUUCAGGCUCUUCGCCAGAUGAAUGAAAGUGCCAUGGAUUGUGUCAGCUAUGAGGGGCAAUCUGCUUAUGAUGUGGCAGACAUGUUGAAGCAGUAUUUUCGAGAUCUUCCUGAACCACUAAUGACAAACAAACUCUCAGAAACCUUCCUACAGAUCUACCAAUAUGUGCCCAAGGACCAGCGCCUCCAGGCGAUCAAGGCCGCCAUUAUGCUCCUGCCGGAUGAGAACCGGGAGGUUCUACAGACGCUGCUUUAUUUCUUGAGCGAUGUCACAGCUGCUGUAAAAGAAAACCAGAUGACGCCAACCAACCUCGCUGUGUGCUUAGCGCCUUCCCUCUUCCACCUCAACACCCUGAAGAGAGAAAACUCUUCCCCAAGAGUAAUGCAAAGAAAACAAAGUUUGGGCAAACCAGAUCAGAAAGAUUUGAAUGAAAACCUAGCUGCAACUCAAGGGCUGGCCCAUAUGAUUGCUGAGUGCAAGAAGCUUUUCCAGGUACCUGAGGAAAUGAGCCGGUGUCGGAAUUCCUAUACUGAACAAGAACUGAAGCCCCUCACUCUGGAAGCAUUGGGACGCUUAAAUAAUGACGAACCUGCUGACUACCAUCACUUCCUCCAGGAGUGUGUGGACAGCCUGUUUAAAGAGGUCAAAGAGAAGUUUAAAGGCUGGGUCAGCUACUCUACUUCUGAGCAAGCUGAACUAUCUUAUAAGAAGGUAAGUGAAGGACCCCCUCUAAGGCUUUGGAGAUCAACCAUCGAAGUCCCUGCAACGCCUGAGGAAGUCUUGAAGCGCCUACUUAAGGAGCAGCACCUCUGGGAUGUGGACCUGUUGGAUUCAAAAGUGAUUGAAAUCCUGGACAGCCAAACUGAAAUUUACCAGUAUGUCCAGAAUAGUAUGGCACCCCAUCCUGCCCGGGACUACGUUGUGCUAAGAACAUGGAGGACAAAUUUACCCAAGGGAGCAUGUGCCCUUUUACUCACCUCUGUGGAUCACGACCGGGCACCUGUGGUGGGUGUGAGAGUUAAUGUGCUCCUGUCCAGGUAUCUAAUCGAACCCUGUGGGUCAGGAAAAUCCAAACUCACCUACAUGUGCAGAGCUGAUUUAAGGGGCCACAUGCCAGAGUGGUACACAAAAUCUUUUGGACAUUUGUGUGCAGCCGAAGUUGUAAAGAUCCGAGACUCUUUCAGCAGCCAAAACACUGAGACUAAAGACACCAAAUCUAGGUGAUUACUGAAGCAAAGCAACUGUGUCCACCAUCUGGGCAUUUGUUUCUAGAGCCCUUGCCCAUCCGUGGAUGAGUGGCUUCUACGUCUGAUCCUGAAACAGAAAAGUACAAUUUGGACUGCAGGAAUUAAGACUAGAGCGAGUUGACACAUUUUUAAAGCUGCUUCCUAUUUGUUUAAGGUCUACACUAUAGACCUUGACUGGAAUAUAUAACUGUGC